Molecule: messenger RNA, 1003 nt
Organism: Bactrocera oleae (olive fruit fly)
Lineage: Eukaryota; Metazoa; Arthropoda; Insecta; Diptera; Tephritidae
Product: band 7 protein AGAP004871
Cellular component (GO): plasma membrane
Source: RefSeq, a predicted model, not a curated record
AAAAUGUAAUAAAAAUUCAUUUUGGUGACAAUUGAAAUAAAAAAUAUUGUAAAACAUAAAUAUCAGUCGAAAUACAAAAUUUCUAGUUAUGAGCGGGACAAACGGAAGUGAUCGCUACGAUGUUACCGGACGUCCGGUUGUGACAACCGAAAAUCAAGCCAACAGCACAAUCGAAAAAUUGGCUUUUGUGACUUCGUUCAUUUUAUUUUUAGUGCUUUUUCCGAUUUCAAUAUUUGCAUGUCUGGUUGUAAUGUUGGAAUUCCAACGCGCAGUUGUGUUUCGGUUGGGACGAUUAAGAAAGGGUGGUCCACGCGGUCCGGGUAUAUUUUUCAUUUUACCUUGCAUAGAUAGUAUCGUCAGUGUCGAUUUGCGUACGGUUUCAAUUGAUGUUCCGCCGCAAGAAGUACUCACAAGAGAUUCGGUGACAGUUACACUUGAUGCUGUCAUCUACUACCGUGUACAUGAUCCCCUAAGAGCGGUCAUUCAAGUCGCUAAUGUUAUGUCAUCGACGAUGCUGUUAGCUCAGACGACUCUGCGUAAUGUUGCAGGCACCAAAAUGCUCAUGGAGCUGUUGGCCGAUAAGGACUCAAUUUCCAAAUCUAUCGAAGAUAUUUUAGAUGUAGCAACCGAUCCUUGGGGUGUAAAGGUGGAGCUUGUGGAAAUCAAAGAUGUCCGCCUGCCUUUUGCGCUGCAACGCGCCAUGGCCGCCGAAGCGGAAGCUGCACGUGAGGCCAAAGCGAAAAUUGUUGCUGCAGAAGGUGAAUACAAAGCGUCGACUGCGCUGAAGCAGGCUUCGGAUAUAAUUGGAAUGAAUCCAAUUGCAUUACAGUUGCGGUACUUGCAAACAAUGAACACAAUAUCGGCGGAACGCAAUACAACAAUUAUAUUUCCGUUUCCGAUUGAGCUUAUGGAUGUUUAAGUGUUUUAUUAGAAUUGUGGGACGAAGUGUUUAUAAUGAUGUAUAUAUAAUAUAAUAUAUUAAAUUGUGCGAAUUUUAGCUAAA